Molecule: messenger RNA, 4669 nt
Organism: Larimichthys crocea (large yellow croaker)
Lineage: Eukaryota; Metazoa; Chordata; Actinopteri; Sciaenidae
Gene: sel1l
Product: SEL1L adaptor subunit of SYVN1 ubiquitin ligase
Exons: 21
Coding region: 427-2880 (817 amino acids)
Biological process (GO): ERAD pathway
Cellular component (GO): endoplasmic reticulum membrane
Molecular function (GO): protein binding
Source: RefSeq, a predicted model, not a curated record
AGGAAGCGUCCAUCAGUAGUAGGGGGCUUAACAUGGGUAAGCUAAGUAGUGUCUGGUUAAUACACAUCAAACGCUGAGGAUUUCACAUCCUGCUGUUAAACUCGGAUGUUUUGAAAGUACCGACAGGUACUCGGCGACCAUUUCGUGCACCGAGCAGCUGCGUCUGUUGUGAAUAUUUCGCUGUUUGGUUGAUUUUUGUGUGGCUGUGUAACACUAGCCUGUUAGCUGGGCUAGCUAGACGUCAGUCAGUCACUACUGUGCUAGCCUAGCAUUGACAGCUACAUCAGUCAACCAAGUUACAGCAUACAGAGAUAAUCCAAGACAGGGAGUUUAUCUAUGCCACGUAUCACAGUGUGAAUCUCUGUAACCUGGAUGUUUGGAGACAGAAACCGCAGCUCCAGCUAGCAGCUAGUUAGCUUGUCAACAAUGGGCUAUACGAGGUAUUUAAAGACGGCGAGCACGGUUUAUAUCUUCACCGUCCUGCUGCUGGUCUUCACCAGAGGAGUCACAGCUGAUGAAGAGCAACAGGACGGACCAGAGCUGAAGUCUUACCAUGACCCAGAAUCCGAAGAGGAAGACAUUCGUCUGGCAUCGGAAAUUGUGGCUGGCGCUUCCGUGACCUCUGGUCAUGAGGUUUCUCCGACAGAAGAGGAGAAACAGACACCCGUGGAUGGACUACUGGAGGGAGAGGAGAAGGAGGACCUGCCCGAGCAGCCUCCCCCAGUCGAGGAGAAACCUAAAGAGGUUCCUGUGGUGAAUGGAGGUACAGCCCAUGGAGAACCCUGCAUCUUCCCAUUCCUCUUCCAGGGGACGGAGUACUAUGACUGUACCACUGAUGGACGGGGGGAUGGACGGCUCUGGUGCGCCACAAGCUACGACUAUGACCAGGACAAGAAGUGGGGUUUCUGUGAGACGGAGGAGCAGGCGCAGCAGAGACUGCAGGCAGAGGAGGCAGAGGAGCAGUAUCAAACUGUCCUGCGUAUGCUCAAUGCAACCACCAGGAAGACCCAGAAGAAAGAAUUAUAUGAAAAGCUGCUGAAAGUGGCGGAGAAAGGCCACCAGAAAGCCAUGGAGAAGGUGGCGUACGCCAUGCUGUUUGGUGACUACAUGAACCAGAAUGUCACCAAGGCCAAAGAAAUGUUUGAGAAGCUCGCCAUUGAGGGCUCGCCUAAAGCUCAGACGGCUCUUGGCUUUCUGUAUGCAGCAGGACUCGGAGUUAACUCAAGUCAGGCUAAGGCCUUGGUUUACUACACCUUCGGCGCACUGGGUGGAAACUUGGUAGCACAUAUGAUUCUGGGAUACAGAUACUGGGGAGGUGUGGGUGUUCCCCAGAGCUGUGAGUCAGCACUAACCCACUACAGGCUUGUGGCAAAUCAGGUUGCCAGUGAUGUGUCCCUGACUGGAGGCUCAGCGGUGCAGAGGAUCAGGCUGUUAGAUGAGGUGGAGAACCCAGGAUCUACCAGCGGGAUGUUGGAGGAGGACUUGAUCCAGUAUUAUCAGUUUCUAGCUGAGAAAGGAGAUGUACAAGCUCAGGUGGGGUUAGGUCAGUUACACCUGCAUGGAGGACGUGGAGUCGAACAGAAUCAUCAGAGGGCGUAUGACUACUUCACCCAGGCUGCAAAUGCAGGGAACACACACGCUAUGGCGUUCCUCGGCAAGAUGUACUCAGAAGGCAGUGAGUUUCUCCCUCAGAACAACGAGACAGCCCUGCAGUACUUUAAGAAGGCCUCUGACUUGGGUAAUCCAGUGGGACAGAGUGGCUUGGGCAUGGCCUACCUAUAUGGACGAGGUGUCCCAGUGAACUAUGAGCUGGCACUGAAAUACUUCCAGAAGGCAGCAGAGCAGGGAUGGGUGGACGGACAACUCCAGCUGGGCACCAUGUAUUACAAUGGCAUCGGUGUGAAGCGUGAUUACAAGCAAGCACUUAAAUUCUUCAACCUGGCCUCGCAGGCAGGCCACAUCCUGGCUUUCUACAACUUAGCCCAGAUGCACGCUACUGGUACUGGUGUGAUGCGUUCCUGCCACACUGCUGUGGAGCUUUUCAAGAACGUGUGUGAGCGCGGUCGCUGGUCAGAGCGCCUCAUGACGGCCUACGGCAGCUUUAAGGAGGGUGAGACUGAUGCUGCGCUGGUCCAGUAUCUGCUGCUGGCUGAACAGGGCUAUGAGGUGGCCCAGAGCAACGUGGCCUUCGUUCUGGACCAGAAAGGAGCAAAGAUCUUCAGUGAGAAUGAGACCUACCCUCGUGCUUUGCUCCACUGGACAAGAGCUGCAGCACAAGGUUACACUGUGGCGAGGAUCAAACUCGGAGACUACCACUUCUACGGCUACGGGACAGAUGUGGACUACGAGACGGCGGUCAUCCACUACAGACUGGCAUCAGAGCAGCAGCACAGCGCCCAGGCCAUGUUCAAUCUGGGGUACAUGCAUGAGAAAGGCCUGGGCAUCAAACAGGACAUUCAUUUAGCCAAGCGUUUCUACGACAUGGCUGCUGAAGCCAGUCCUGAUGCCCAGGUCCCGGUUUUCCUGGCCCUGUGCAAGCUGGGCCUGAUUUACACUCUGCAGUACCUGCAGGAUCUUAACUUGAAGGAGCUGAUCUCUCAGGUGGACUUGGACCAGCUUCUGGGCCCAGAGUGGGAUCUCUACCUCAUGACGGUCAUCGCCCUGCUGUUAGGCACGGUCAUCGCCUACAGACAACGCCAACACCAAAUCAUAGUUCCCCCUCGCCCGCCCGCUCCUGCCCCGGCGCCGCCUCCUAGACCACCUCAGGAACAGUCGCAAGCCCAGGCUGAGCCCCAGGGCGAGGGAGAAACACAAGCCCAGGGCGCAGCCCAGGAGGAAGAGGAGGAGGAGGAGGAGCAGCAGCAACAACAGCAGCAGUGAGAGGAAGCCAGACGGAGUGAGGGCAGUAAAAGACAGACAAGAGGCUCUGCCAGCCCGCCCCGUGGAGCAGCCGGUGCUCACUAGCUGAAUAUCUGCUAGUCUGAGCACCUCUUCCACUCUGCCUGCUCCCCUCUACACGCUAACAGAGCUGCUGACCUGUGCAGUCCCACAACUCCCUUUCUCCAUUUUCAAAUAUGCUGUUCCUUGUGCUGAAGAAAGGCAGUCGGGGUGUUUAUGGACAAUGCUACGAAACAGGAGCGUUGAGAGGAAAACACAGACUUGGGACUUGCUCAUCUGUGGCUCGGGAUACUGCCAGAAGAACCCGUGUGUCCUCACCGUGGAAAAAGCCUCACGGUUACCACAUCUUAAGGCAUUUUGGACUCGACUAAUCAGCAUAGUCUGAAUCUAAUAUGUGCAUUAGUUUCUUCUCACUUUCCCUUUUUUGCGAGAGAAAAUGACACUCUGCUUCAAUCUUAACUUUGAGCAGUAAUUAGAAAAAAAAGAAAUUCAGGCAGGAAAAUGUGAACUAGAAUAAUUUAAUUUGCUAGCCCUGGUCUAGUCAUGUUUUUGCAUGUUUCCUCUCAUCUUUUUGCAGACUUUCAUUUUAGGUACCAACAAAAUUCAUUUUUGCAUCCAUCAGUUUUUUUUGUUUUGUUCAGUUGACUCGUCCAAUGUGCAUCCCUGCACAGAAAAAGACUGUUUAUGCUCAUUCAACAUCAGUAUCAGUGCUAAAAUGUACUAAAGCCAUGUUAUAUCGUUUAGUAAAAGAAGAAGAAAACCUGUUUGUGAAUUACUUGAAUUGAUAGAAAGGCUGGACUGGAUGCAUAAUUACAUUUUAAGCUCACAGGUUCUUUUUGUUUUUGAACAUGGCAGGCGCACAGAAAAAAGAGAAAAGCUGCUGAAGUCAGUCAAAACUAAGCUGUCACUGAAAUCUUUGAUGCAGAUCCUGUUUGAAAAUUCAUCCGGACACGAGCAUAAUGAAAGCGGAGUGCACAGGCUUUAAAAAAAUUCUAAUUAAAACACAAAUGGUAGAAAAAUUGAUGUACAGUCCAGUUAGAUAAUGUGUUCAACAAUUCUUGAAGGUGUUACUGUACAUCGGUGUGAUAUUUUUUUUUAUCGACUGGCUUUAAUUUCAUUCAAGUGGUUGGUUCUUGGGUAGCUCGAUAGUUCCUCUCGUCCCACAUGCCUGUUUUUUGUUUUAUUAAGCCUUGUGUUAGCCGAGGCAGAAACUGGAGCAGCCUUAAAUAUAGCAGCGCCUCAAACUCUGGAUAAUUUUUUACAGUAGAGAGGAAGUGGAUUAGUUUUUCUUUUGCGUGUCUGUGUGUGUUUGGUUACACAACUUCAGCUGUUGUGAGAAUUUCCACCCCCUCACCAAAAGUCCAAGUUGGAGCUGUGUGUGCUCUGCCUACACUUUUUCAGCUCAGAUGGACCUCAAAUCUGAGAAAUGAAGCCAUGGUCAGACCAGAUAGUAUUUAUCAAAAACAAGAUUAGAAACGUGAUUUUUUUUUUUUUUGGCCACAUACAGUCCCUUUUGUUUAGUUCAACAAUAUGUGCUUGUUUGAAUUGUUGAGAGCUUAUCUGCCAGUACAUCUGCAUGAAGUGUAUGAGGUGAAAUGUUAUUUUUAAGGACGAUGAGAAAUAGUUCACGGCAUCAUUCACACGUCGAUACCCACACAACUCACAAUUUGUCUAAAAUGAAACACUGGUCAAGAAUGUCGAGAAGACUGCAUUUUUACCAUCGCAAAUACAAGUUUAUAAAGAAAUGAAUAAAUGAUAUAUGGAUAUUUAA